This is a messenger RNA of Ilyonectria robusta, 1219 nucleotides long. RefSeq lists its product as uncharacterized. The record is from RefSeq and is a predicted model, not a curated record. NCBI's taxonomy places the organism in Eukaryota, Fungi, Ascomycota, Sordariomycetes, Hypocreales, Nectriaceae. The transcript has 3 exons. The coding region runs from base 113 to 1183 and encodes 356 amino acids.
GUUUGCACAAAGCGGGGUUGAGCGAGCCGCCCAACUGCUAAACUGCGCGAGAAUUUUAAUCUCAAAAUUUCAUGACCAGUUAGAAAUCUCCCUGGAACAUCAAACAUCCACCAUGGCCAAGUUCACGUCUAGACCAAGUAUACCAGAGAUGGAAGAGAGGCUGGGAUUCACAGCAAACUCGAUGACCCCACCCGACCCAGCUACAGAACGCUUCUACUGUGACCUCAAGCCCGUGCCUGAUAACACCUCAAAGCAAUUGUUCCGAGAAUACGAUGAGCUGAACAAGACCAACCAAACCCACCGCCGAAUGGCCAAGCCUUCUCUCGUUCUUCCGAAAAUGGGGGAAAGUUUGGUCAUUGAGUAUGAUGGGAAUAGGGUCGUCAUCACGCGGGCAGACCGUGUAGGUUUCUACAUAUAUUCCAUCGACAUCAGCUACAAUGGUGGAUUUUUCCUGCCGCUUCUUUUCACAGAAAACGAAGCAUCAUGGGCCAUAUCAGCCGCCAAGUUCCCGUCCAUCGAGACUCCCCACGAUGACUCCCCAUUUCUCAAGUUACCGAGAGAGCUGCGUGAGAAGAUCUACAGCUUCGCCCUGCCUCAGAGAGAGUUGGGGAUCAAGGACAUCGAUGCUUUUGACCACCUCAUCUUUCCCGCAGGUGUAGGAGAUCCCAGCGGUUUCUUCUUCCAACUGGAGAAAGAACCAACUAUCUUGAAAGCCAGCAGGCAAAUACGCCAAGAAGCUCUACCAUUUGUAUAUCGCAACACAACCUUUUGUUUGGACGAUAUGGACGACGUUGUAAAAUUUCUUGUUGCAAUCGGCCGUAUUGGACGCAGUAAUAUCACUUCACUGCAGUUCCCUUGGGAGAGCAUGAAUGACAUUGGGCGCAAAGUGGAACAAUCUCCUCAUGACGAUGACAGCGGUCCUAUAUUACCAUCUCUGCAUGCACUGAGAUGCGUUCAACUCCUCAAGGAGUGCCGGAGGCUUCAGUUUUUGCAGAUCUGCCUGGAUCAGGAUAUAUUCGAGAAUACGUCGGUGCACGAGUUUAUGGCAGACCCUGGCAUAGCGGCUCUCUGCACUUUGAGAGGAAUCAGAACAUUAGAAGUGGUGGAUAACACCGACGAGUCUCUCGAGGAGCACCCCGCUGUGAAACGGCUUCACGAAGAAAUGAAAAUGGCAAAUAAGUAGGCAAAGUGAUAGAGCAGCAGCGAGGUGACUCGAUCC